This is a messenger RNA of Acanthosepion pharaonis, 3699 nucleotides long. NCBI's taxonomy places the organism in Eukaryota, Metazoa, Mollusca, Cephalopoda, Sepiida, Sepiidae. The record is from the annotation of a GenBank genome assembly.
AUGGCGGACAAGUUGUCUGACGAAGAGCUGGUCGAACAACUGGCGAAAUAUGGAGAGAAAAUCAAGCUGCCCCUUACUGGUAACCGGCGAUCGAUUCUUCGUAAGAAACUCAAUCAUCUUCUGGCCAAAAACCGGCGAAGAUCGGCACCGGCUAGACAGAGAACGUCUCGCAAUGACCUGUCCAGCUUUAGCUCUGAUGACACUGAUUCUGAGUGCAUAAGCGCGGCGGCUGGGGUGGUUUCUCCUUCUUCAGCCGGCUUCACCGGUUCGGCAUCGUCCUAUUCCCCAUCCAUACCGGUUGCUAGUGUUUCUAGAGCCACUCGAAUGUCUAGCUCAGUUGCCAGUAUCAAUUCUAGUAACACUACUAGUAGUCCUAAGUCACCACAGUACCAUGAUAGAAGAAGCUCUACAUCCAAUCAUAAAAAAGAUACCCGGCACCCGCCGUCGUCUUCGUCUCCUGCCUCAGCAAAUAUUCCUAAUAACACUGCCGCAGUGGCUUCUUCGCCGUAUUCUGGGUGGCACAACACAACCCCUCAAUCUUUAAUGAUGCAUUCAUCUCUUUAUAGCCCCACGUCUUCAACGCCGCAAGCUCUAAAAUCGGCUAUCAAAAGCAGUUCAACUACUACAACUGCUACUAAUAAAUAUGGUUACAACGUAACUAUUCCUUAUGGCGCAUCACAGUCUCCUUCUGUUUGUUCUUCAAGUUUGGUCGACGGUGCGAUCAGAAAUAGCGGCUACCCCAAUCAUCAUCCUCAUCACCUUCAUUCACAACAACAGCAAGCCCUCCACUCGAGGGUUCACCCUUCUCCUCAUCAUACCCGGGGUGGAAGAAGUAGUAGCCGUGCUGUGGCCGCUGCUGUUGCAGCAGCCGCGGCGGCCCCCAAAAAAUCCAGACCAGGAACAACAAUUUUUGAAUCCAGUGAUUCUGACAUUAGCCUCGAAGAUGAUGACGAUGAUGAAGACGACGACGAUGACGAUGAAGACGAGGAAGAUGAUGACGAUGUGAAGACCUCGACCCUCAAGUCGACCAUGAUGUCGUCUUCGGCCUAUUCCCCUUUCCAGAAUUCAGACAACAGGGCCAAGUACUCGACAACAGUCAACAGGAGCCCAACGUCUAAGAUUCUAAAGGAAUUCAGACAGAAUUACACAAAGACGCGGAAAAACCCUUACAAGCCCGGUACAAAUUCGUGGGACCCUUAUUUACUGAUUGGCAGUGAGGGUCCCUUCAGAGAAAGGAAUUCACAUUGUGUAUCUUGGGUCCUACCUAUUGUUGCCGCACUCUUCUUUCUUAUUCUGGGGAUCGUUUAUGUUAGAAAUUGGAAUAACAAUGGAGCCCUUCCUGAAAAUAACGAAGCUUUUGUUAGAAUACAAGCAUUAUGCGAUAGUAAGAAUAAAAUCUUUGCAGAAUGCAAGACUUCCGAUAUUGAUAAUGUUCUAAAGCUUCUGAAAAUGAUAUAUGAAGACCUCAGUGAUAGAUAUGGAAAAGUAGAGUGUGGAUAUAAAACAAAUGACAAAAGCAAGAGAAUCUCCAUUGUUAACUUACAUCAACAAAUUGCAAAGAACAUGAAUGAAGAUGAUACGUUUUUCUUUUCCUUUUCUUUUUCUUUUUCUUUUCUUUUCUUUUUUUUUUUCUUUUCUUUUCUUUUCUUUUCUUUUUUUUUUUCUUUUCUUCUUUCUCUUUUUUCUUUCUUUUUCUUUUUUCUUUCUUUUUCUUUUUUCUUUCUUUUUCUUUUUUCUUUCUUUUUCUUUUUUCUUUCUUUUUCUUUUUUCUUUCUUUUCUUUUUUUUCUUUUCUUUUUUUUUUUUUUUCUUUUUUUUUUUUCUUUUUUCUUUUUUUCUUUUUCUCUUUUUCUUUUCUCUCUUUUCUUUCUCUCUCUUUUUUUUUUUCUCUUUUUUUUUUUUUUUUUCUUUUUUCUUUCUUUCUCUUUUUUCUUUCUCUCUUUUUUCUUUCUCUCUCUUUUUUCUUUCUUUUUUUUCUCUCUCUUUUCUUUCUCUCUCUUUUUCUUUCUCUCUCUUUUCUUUCUCUCUCUUUUUCUUUCUCUCUCUUUUUCUUUCUCUCUCUUUUUCUUUCUCUCUCUUUUUCUUUCUCUCUCUUUUUCUUUCUCUCUCUUUUUCUUUCUCUCUCUUUUUCUUUCUCUCUCUUUUUCUUUCUCUCUCUUUUUCUUUCUCUCUCUUUUUUUUCUCUCUUUUUCUUUCUCUCUCUUUUUUUCUUUCUCUCUCUUUUUCUUUCUCUCUCUCUUUUUCUUUCUCUCUCUUUUUUCUCUCUCUUUUUUCUUUCUCUCUUUUUUCUUUCUCUCUCUUUUUUCUUUCUCUCUCUUUUUUCUUUCUCUCUCUUUUUUCUUUCUCUCUCUUUUUUCUUUCUCUCUCUUUUUUCUUUCUCUCUCUUUUUUCUUUCUCUCUCUUUUUUCUUUCUCUCUCUUUUUUCUUUCUCUCUCUUUUUUUUCUCUCUUUUUUUUUCUCUCUUUUUUUCUUUCUCUCUUUUUUCUUUCUCUCUCUUUUUUCUUUCUCUCUUCUCUUUUCUUUCUCUCUCUUUUUCUUUCUCUCUCUUUUUUUCUCUCUCUCUUUUUUUCUUUCUCUCUCUUUUUUUCUUUCUCUCUCUUUUUUCUUUCUCUCUCUUUUUUUCUUUCUCUCUCUUUUUUCUUUCUCUCUCUUUUUUUCUUUCUCUCUCUUUUUUCUUUCUCUUCUUUCUUCUCUCUCUUUUCUCUCUUUUCUCUCUUUUCUCUCUCCUUUUUCUCUCUUCUUUUUUUUCUUUAAUGAAGAUUGGGGAAUCAGACCUGUUACAGCUGAUGGCAACAAUGCAACACAAAUAGAUGAUGUUAAGUAUUUGGAAAGUUAUAUCCCCAGUAUGAACUUUGUCUGUCGUCUUCGCAGAGCUGUUGUGCGGAUGAUUUACCAACUUCUUUUAGGCUUCCUUGGAUUCAUCUUCCUGAUUCUUUUAUUCCGAUUUUAUUUGAGAAAACGGAGGAACUCUGAAGAAGAACAACGCCAGGUUUAUGAAAUGGUGGAAAAAAUAAUUGAUAUUCUGAAAUGUCACUGUGAAGCCAUGGCUCGACAAGAUGAUGAUGCAUAUUUGGCAGUUCAACAUGUAAGAGAUCAGCUUCUGCCUCCUGCUCAUAGAAAACAAUUACUGUCUACUUGGGAGAAAGCUGCCAAAUUUAUUGAAGAUAAUGAAUCUCGAAUCCGGUUAGAAACUCGGGUUAUUGAAGGGGAGGAGUUUCAGGUGUGGCGAUGGCUACCAAAUUUGAAUAAUGGUGGAAAAAUAUGGCAAGGCCAAGCUUUUGGAGAACAUGAUGAUGCUGGUACUCCCCCCUACAGCCCCACACCCUGUUUGAAAGUUCGAAACAUGUUUGAAGUUGACAUGGAGGAAGGUGAAAACUGGCAUAUCAAUAUAGAAGAUGCAAUUUUAGAAAAAUGUAAAAACAUCAGUGGAAUACUUCACAUGUAUGUGGAUAAAAGUUCUCGAGAGGGAUGUGUGUACAUAAAAUGUGACACUUGUGUUACAGCAGGCCAAGUCCAUAGGGCUCUACAUGGCUGGUGGUUUGAUAGACGACUUGUGACAGUGAAGUACCUCCGUCUGGAAUAUUACCAUGAAAGAUUUCCAGACUCUCGGGUGGCAAUUACUCCCAUGCACCCGUCUACAAGUAGUCGGAUGCACUCUCUGUCACAGCCAUUCCAUAAAUCAACUCUGGAGAUGACAUAA